This is a messenger RNA of Coccinella septempunctata (seven-spotted ladybird), 761 nucleotides long. RefSeq lists its product as uncharacterized. NCBI's taxonomy places the organism in Eukaryota, Metazoa, Arthropoda, Insecta, Coleoptera, Coccinellidae. Bases 96 to 761 code for a protein of 221 amino acids. The record is from RefSeq and is a predicted model, not a curated record. The transcript is spliced from 2 exons.
ACAUUAAUAAUAUUACUGGAAAUUGUACAAAUUACAACUAUAAAAAAGCCAACUUUCUUACUUUAACGGAACGUAUCAGGGAUACAAGUUGGGAUAUGGUACUGAGCGAAAGACUAGAUGUGAACCGAGCCUUAGAUUAUUUUUAUAGAAUUUGGAAUAACAUUAUAGAGGAAUGUGUGCCAAGAUGUGCUCACUAUAAAAGAUCUAAGAUGUAUCCCAUUUGGUUUACAAACGACAUAAGAAGUAAUUUAAGAGAAAAAGAGAGGUAUAGAAAACUAAAAAAUAUUUCCGGUUAUUUUAAUGAUAAAUACAUAGAAGUGAGACGAGAGGUAACUAAGCUUAUAAAGAUUGAAAAAAAGAAAUAUAUUAAUAAAUUAGAGCAGGAAGUUACUUCUGAUAUAAACAAUUUUUGGAAUUAUAUAAAGAAUAAUAGGAAAAAUUCGAAUAGUGAUAAAUUUGUAUAUAACGGAGUAGAAGUAACAGAGGAAAAAACUGCAGAAUCAUUUGCAACAUUUUUCUCGUCAGUGUAUGCUGACAAAAAAGCCUCUUACAAUUUGCUUUUUGAUUCCGAUUUGGACGUAACAAAUAAUACAUUCGUAUUGAAUUCAGUUGGUGAGUUGGACUUUGCUGUUGCGCUGAAAAAGCUAAAACCCAAAAAGUCAGAGGGGGCUGACGGAAUACCACCUUAUAUAUUAAAGGCCUGUGGAGAGUGGUAUAUUUCCCACAGUCUGGAAAACAGGACUGGUAUGUCCAAUAUUUAA